Messenger RNA from Paramecium pentaurelia, 2481 nucleotides. The record is from the annotation of a GenBank genome assembly. Lineage: Eukaryota; Ciliophora; Oligohymenophorea; Peniculida; Parameciidae.
AUGUCAUUAGCCUAAUUCAUACAAUACAGUCAAAAAACCUUUUUAAAUGAAUUUUGGAAUACUCUUCGACCAGAAUCACAAGUAAACUUUCCAUUUUCAUAUCUCCGUAGUUAUUUUAUGACAGAGGAAAUGAAAUUUUCAUCUUUAGAGAAUUGAAUCAAAUAUUUAUAAUCUAAAAAAAUCAACUCAAUAAAGUUGUGCGUAUAAAGAUCCCUUAUAAUGGAAUGAUAUAUAGUAUGAAUAUUUAAUAGGAUUACUCAUAUGUUGCUUAUUAAACAUCUGAAAAUUAAUUAGUAAUUUAUUAUCAAAUAUUGUUUAGUACAUAUUUUCAACCAGAGCAAACAGAUAAUUCUUUUACACUGUGUAAUCAGAAAAGAAUUCAUAUAUUAUUCAAUUUGAAUGGGCAAAAGGUUCAUUAGGAAUAUUUGACAUUAUGGUUGUAGAAAAUCAUGGUAUACAUCUACUUAAAAUUGAUGAUUAAAUAAAGAAAGUCAAGUUUUUAUAAUAAAAAAUUACUUGCUCUUGGUAUGAACCAAAAAAUGAGGUUCUAGCAACAUGUAGUAACAAUCAUAAUGGAUUAAUAUCUACUUACUUUUUUAAGGAUAAGAAAAAGGAUUUCAAAUACAAAGGACCAGAUUUUUAUUUAGAUGAUUUUGAACCCAAAGAUGGUAAUUCACCUUUUGCUUCACUAUUCAAAUCAAAAAAAAUAGACACUCCUUAAUUUAUAGUACCUACAGAUAAGAAAAACAAAGAUUUAUGUUAAGAUGAAUUGAUAUCAGAUUCAAUCUAUAGAGUCUAUUUAAUUCACAUAUAUGGUAAAUCACUUUUGGCCUUUUCCAAUUCAUAUAGUGGAAAAUUGUUAUUUUAUUAAUUACAAUAUGAAAAAAUUACUAAAUAAAAAUAUCUGCUUAAUUUUCCAUCUGAUAUAACAGUAAUUAAUUUUUAUUAGAUAUUAGAUUAAUCUAUCAGUUAUUGAUAAUCUUAUUAUAUUAUCUACCUUCAAUGAAAAAUUCUCAAUUGUUUUUGAUGUCAAAAAAUAAAGAUCAGAAUCACCUUUAGGAGCUGCUUAAUCAAUUUUUGAAUAAUAAGAAAUUUCAACUAUCAAAUUUAAAGAAGUAGAAAAAUAGCAUAUAGUUCACUAACAUCAAUAGAUUAAAGAUUCUUAAUAAAAUGAAUCAACCUAAAAAAGUUCAAGCAGAAGUUUAGAAGAUAUUUAAAAUGAUUAGGAUUAGAUUUAAAAAGGAUAAUCUUCAAAUAAAUAAUUAGAACUUGAUGAAAAAGUUGAUGAUAAAAUAAUGGAAAAUAAAGACUCAUCUAAAUAAAAUAUUGAUGAAUAAUAGAAUGAUUAAUCUUUAUUAUAAGAAAAUUCAAAAUAGAUUUAGUAAUUGUAAUAGAAUGAGGAAGUUGAAUAAUGUAGUAAUAUGUAUUUUAAAUCUGAUAUUUAAACUUUGAUCAAUGAAAUAAAAUCAGCAGAUGACUAUUUUUCAACAUUUUUAGUAAAAAUGAAAUGGUGUGCUCUUACUUAAAAUAAUGUAUAAAUUCAAAGCAAAAUUUGUAAUAUUAAUAUUAAUUUUUAGAUGAGUAAAGUUGUAAUUAUUAGGAAGAUGAUUUAAUAAUUAAUUAUAAAGAAAAGUAAAUUUAUUAAUUUACAUUAAAUUUAAAGUACUUACCAAAUACCUUUGAUGAUGAAUCAGAUGCAUUUUGUGGAUUAUUAAGAAGAAAUAAUUGCAAAAAUGCUGUUUUUGAAUUUUUAAUUUAAUUAGCAUUGAAUAAUAAACCAAUUAAAGUUUUUUAGAAUAUUUUUGAAAUUUUUGUGAGAGUCUUUUCAGAAAAUAUUGGGAUUACUCAAAAUGAUAAACACUAUAAUGGAUGCACAGUUUUAUAUCCAUAAGAUAUCAAACUUCAUUUCUUUUAAGUCUUAUCUGAAGAUGAAAAUAUGAAUAAAUAAUUCUUAAUAGAGAUUUUCAUUGAAUUUAUAAGAUAAUUUUAGGAAAUAUUAAAGGAUUAUACAAUAAGUAUUAUUGAAAUUCAAAAGUUAUUAAUCAAAUUAUUAAUAUAAACACAUAGAUUUACUCAUUUGCAUUUCUUAGUUUAAUAUUAAGUUCUCCAAGAUAAUUUAGAUUUUGCAAAAUUAUUGAUUGAUAUAAGUGGCAAGGAAUCUAUUGUCUUAUAAGAUAACAAAUCUGAACCAUAUGAACCAGCUUUUUAAUUAGGAAUAGAUAUGUUUUUUAGAUUAUCAAAAUAUGAAGAACUAUUAGAAUAUCUGUUAAAAUAUGGAAAAGUAUUUGCAUAAAGUUAUUUAAGUUUCAUGACGCAGCUUUUUUGCUUAAUAAGAUACCUAAUAUUAGAAUGAGAUUGCCACCAAUCUAAGAAGGCAUCAGAAAUUCUGAUUGUUAAAGAGAAGAUUUACUGGCCUUCUUAGAAGAUGCUUAUAAAAAAUAAAAAACUUAUUUUAGUGUUGCAGAAGUGAAAACUUUAUGA